This is a messenger RNA of Paramacrobiotus metropolitanus, 1510 nucleotides long. RefSeq lists its product as uncharacterized. The transcript is spliced from 3 exons. Bases 751 to 1293 code for a protein of 180 amino acids. The record is from RefSeq and is a predicted model, not a curated record. NCBI's taxonomy places the organism in Eukaryota, Metazoa, Tardigrada, Eutardigrada, Parachela, Macrobiotidae.
UCGAAUUAAUGAGUUACCAGUAUCUAAUUCGUGAACAAAGUUCGUGGCAAAAGCUUGCUAAUUUGUUAUCAGUAAUUUCAUCAACUAAACCAGAAGAGCGGAUAAACAGCACAAUCCAUAAUCAAAUCGAUGGAUUUAAUAAGCUCUAAUAAGGGCUCCGAGCUUUAACUUGCAAAGCUUAUGUCUCCAGUUUUCGGCCAGCAGAACUAAACUGCUUGAGGUCAUAAUUUGCUCGCGGGAGAUUGGUCUGUGUAUACAGCAGAUUUUAAGUUGCUUAUAUCAGAAAGAACCGUACAAGUGUCUAUCAAGUUUUGACCUUGUUGCUGGUCAUCAUCGUACGCAAGGUUAUCGGUUAUGCAGCUUUUACCGGAAACAAACGUGUUUAUUAUGGGUUUUAUCGUGUCAACUGCACGUCUUGCAGCAGCAUUUUUAUGAUUGCAGAUUAAAGUAUGUACUUGCGAUUUCGUGUGCAGCUUUGCAAAAUAAUAAAAUUGCUGGAAGUUAUGUGAAGUGCUCAGCGGUACUUGUGCGGUAGUGUUGUGUGCUUACCAUUUCUCAAAAAGCCGAUACCAUUACGAACAGUUUUAAAAUUAUAUCGUGUUCUUGUUAAACUACAGUAAUUAAUAAAUCAUCGUGUCACAGAAGGAGCAUAUUCCGCUUUGUGUCGGUCGAAAAUUUGUUGUGCAGUGUACGAAUUUGUUUAAUCUAAUUUAGUGAUAUUGCCGUGAAGUUACUAAAAAGUUACUAAAAAUGGCAUCAACGAAUAGUGAUGCAGGAUGGAACCUUGAUUCUUUUUUGGGAGCUUACGAUAUGAUCUGGGAUAAAUCCUCCAAUAUGAUCAACUUCUCGGAAGGGGUUGUUGGUAUGCAGUAUUCCUUGUCGUUUUUCUUUUGUACAGGGCUUCCGGCUUCAGUAAUAAAGGAAGGUGAACGGCAGAUUUACAAGAAAACAGGCGAACGAAAAUAUGAAAUGCACGUUUUACGGAAAGAUCCAAAAUAUAACAUCAUAGCCGAUUUCGAAUUGGGCAAAAAGACUGUCAAAAAUCUUCCCAAUAACCAGACCUUAAGUUAUACUCUGGAAAUGACCGGCGCCACGACCCUGAAAGGAACAUAUGAAUGGGAUUUUGGGGAUCAUAUGGCGGCGUUCGGCAUUGUCAACACGUUUAAACCAGACGGAAGCGGUUUUUUUAACGAUGUCACCGUAACAAAACCAAAGGAUCUGAGGGCACAUGCUCCCUUCUAUCGCAUCAAAGAGGAGAACAUUUCUGGCCCUAUUACACUUGGACCAUCAUAAUACACUUUGUUGCGUUUAUUUCUGCAUUUUGUUCACUGCAGUGCGUACGUUUUGGCUCAAUCCGGAUAAUCUGGUUAAAGCUCUCAAAAUAUAGAUAUUAAGUGUUCAUUAUUCAAAUUAUUAUUCACAUUAUUAAAUGAGCACACAGAUUCUGUCUAUCUGAAAACUGGUGGAAUUGACAAUAAAUAACAAUUUAACCUCAAAACCGAUAAUUAAA